Molecule: messenger RNA, 1368 nt
Organism: Aphidius gifuensis
Lineage: Eukaryota; Metazoa; Arthropoda; Insecta; Hymenoptera; Braconidae
Exons: 7
Coding region: 1-1368 (455 amino acids)
Source: RefSeq, a predicted model, not a curated record
AUGAGCAAAGAGUGUGAUGAUAAUUUGACACCACAUCAUCAAUUAUUUUCAUUAUAUAAACAAAUACUUUACACAGAAGUACAAGGAUUUGCAGCAAUGGCAUUUUCAUACAUGUGGAAAAAUGAUACUAGAUCUGAUUAUGAACUGAAGGAUGUUAAACAUAGAAGAUUGAGAAAUAUUAUUGAUUACACAGAAUUGUUCAAAAAUAACAUGAAAAUGUCUAGAAAUGUUAUCCGACGAUGUGAUGCAAAAUAUAAAGAAAAUGAAAAUAUUAUAGGUAAUAAAGCUCAUGCUUCACUCAACAAUAUACUUUACACUACUGUACUCGAUCAAGAAAGUUUUAUGAUUUAUAAUACAUUAAUUAGAAUAUUAUUGCCAGACAGAUUUAGCUUGGAAAAUUUACAUAAAUAUUGCCACGAUGAUAAUCACAAUUUUCAAGACGUUUGUCCUGGUUUACUUAUGAAUUGUCGAACUGCAUUGUCCAUUGAUUAUUGUAAGCGGAAUAAAGAAGAUAAAACAAGUACAAAAAAUUAUUACUGGAUGAAAAUUAUAGAACGCGAGACGGAAAACCAAAUGACUUUUGGUGAUGGAAAUCAUUUUUGUCCAUCGUCUCAAUCACUGACAAAUAUUAUACGAGGGGGUUAUCCAAUGAAUCCAAAAAUUUCGACAUUAUAUCCAGUUUAUUGUGAUUGCAUUGAUGAAAAUAUUUACACUGAUAACGAAACGAUUAGAGCUUUCAGUUUGUUAUGGGUUGCAACUGGUGCAAGACUUGUUGCAAAAGAUCGUAUGAUUCAUAUUCAACUGAGAGAAGCUAAACUUUUGCCAUUUGGAGAAAUUGAUAAAACAACCGAGCGAUGGGUACCACUUCCGACAUUUAAAUAUAGUAAUAAUUUUCCAAAUUGGGCAACUUAUCCAAAUGGCACGGAAUUUUCAUUUGAAGAAAACGCACAUUUUGUGCCAAUACAAAGUCUUUUUGCAAGAAACAUAUGCUUACAAAAAGUGACUUUUGACGGAAAACAUUUAAUAACUGGUAUUAAAUUUAAACAUGAACCUGAAUUGAUUUUAAAUAAUCCUGAUGAUCCACUUAAAUUUAAAACACAUCCACAUGAUUCUGAAGAAAAUCAAUUUAUUUCUAUCAGAUCAUCGGACUUGAUUAAAGAUGCAUCACAAACAACAAUUCCAUUUUUUGAUCUUUUAGAAGUUGCACCUGAAACGAGUGUACCAAUUACCGGGAUUGAGCUAUUUCACAAGGGACAAUUUGAUGGUACAUCUGGUGGAUAUGUUUCUCUGAAAAUUCAUCCAAUAAAUUUAACUACAUUUAUGAAUCCACCAUUUGGUCUUGGGGUUCUUAAGAUUGAAGACGAUUAA